This is a messenger RNA of Triticum aestivum (bread wheat), 1823 nucleotides long. RefSeq lists its product as uncharacterized. NCBI's taxonomy places the organism in Eukaryota, Viridiplantae, Streptophyta, Magnoliopsida, Poales, Poaceae. The record is from RefSeq and is a predicted model, not a curated record. The coding region runs from base 257 to 1528 and encodes 423 amino acids. The transcript has 3 exons.
CCCUGGCCUUGUGCCAGCGCUCUCGACCAAUCGGCCACCACCUUUUUCUUCUUCCUUCUGCCACCAUCUUUCCGGACGGCAGAGGCAGAGUUCAAAUCCCACCAUAGCCUACACGCCCCUGUUCCCUCUGGUUAAAUUGAUAGCCUAAAACCCCCGUCGCCCACGCUUCUGUCACACUCACAGGCACAGCCACGCUCGAGCGAGAGCCACCCAAGCGGAGCCGAGCGAGCGCACCAAGCCAAGCCGGCCGGUCGAGAUGGCGUCGUCGUCGCCGCCGUCGUGGAUCAUCCUGGGCAGCGUGGCGCGGGUGUCCGGCACGGACGCCGCGGCCGAGGACAUCCCGCCGGGCGCCGACCUCGCGCUCGCCCUCGCCGCGCCGCCGCGCGUCACCCUGCUCACCGUGCCCCUGCGCGUCUCGCCCGGCCCGGACGAGUACCCCAUGGUCCUCGCCGUCGACCCCUCCGGCCUCCUCCUCCUCUCCACGCCCCCGGCCCCGAGGCCUCGCCCGUUGCCGCCCUCCAGACCCGACGCCGACGGCUUCGUCACGCUCAACAUCACCGACCGCAAGCCCCCGGGCUACUACGUCUGCGACGCCUCCUCCUCCUCCGCCGCCCGCCUCCCCGGCAACGGGCGCAGUUUCCUCGACGCCCGCUCCGUCGGCCUCCUCGCGUCCCCGGCGGGCGGCGGCCACUACAUGGUCGUCGAGCUCCAGCCGCUCAUCGGCAGCGACGAGGCCACGCUGCUCUGCUUCUCGUCCGUGACGGGGUGGUGGAAGGAGAAGGACGUGUUCUACCCCGUGCGCUACGGGAUCUGGAACACCGACGCCGCGAUCACCAACGCCGGGAAGCUCUGCUGGGUGGACCUCUCCUCCGGCAUCCUCUCCUGCGACCCGUUCGCCAAGAAGCCGGUCCUGGACUUCGUCGAGCUCCCGGAGGGCAGGCUGCGGCAGAAUAUCCACUGCCUCCACUGCGCCGGGAGAGAGCUGAGCACGCGCCGCUGCGUGCAGGUCAGCGCUGGCAUGUUCCGCCUGGUGGAGCUAACCUGCGGCGACCACAGCUCUCGGCCCAGGGGCGUCGUGCUCGCCUCUUGGAUGAGGCUCCAGCAGGCGCAGUCCCGGAGCCACCGCAAGGCACCUCGGGUGGUCAUGUGGACGCUGGCCGAUCAGGACACCGGGGAGUGGAAGGUGGAGCACAGGGUGAACUUGGCGGACGUCUGGGCGGAUGGGAGCUACAAGGCCACCGGGCUGCCCAAGAAAACACCUGUGCUCGCGCUCGUCCACCCCAAGAACCCAGAUGUGGUGUACUUCUUCCUGGGCAAGCACCUCUUGGGCGUCAACCUGCGCACGAGGAAGGUGGUGGAGUGUGAGGUCUACGAGCUGGUCGGACCGAGCAGGAAACAUGUCUCCUCCCGCUGCGUUCACCCAUGGGAGCUGCCGGCAACGCUUUGUGUAGGUAUUCCUAGUGAGACCGGCAGUGGUGUGAAUGACGGCUUUGCUUCUGUGGCUUCUAAUGAGAGGGGCCGAGAUUGAGGAACAGAAUUACCAUGGUGGCCUUUUCGCAGUUUGGUUCAGAUAAGGCCCUGGAACUGGAAGUAGCACAUCAAGUUAUUGCAAGGUGGCUAGAAUUAAGACAACUCCUAGGUGAUGACCAGCCUUGGCGUCAACAGCCUCCGGAUUGUCAUGUUUCAAAUGUUAACUUCAUGUUUUUAUCUACUCUUUAUGUCUGUUGGCACUUCAGGUGUAACGAAUUAGCUGGGUUACUCACUUGCUUGCAUGGACUUGUGCACUCUGCUCAGUAAUUUACCGUUGCAUGCUGUAUUAUCAA